Messenger RNA from Aspergillus mulundensis, 426 nucleotides. Its product is annotated as short coiled-coil protein. The coding region runs from base 1 to 426 and encodes 141 amino acids. The transcript has 2 exons. Lineage: Eukaryota; Fungi; Ascomycota; Eurotiomycetes; Eurotiales; Aspergillaceae. The record is from RefSeq and is a predicted model, not a curated record. Gene Ontology annotation, cellular component: trans-Golgi network.
AUGUCCUCGCUCUCGUCCUCGUCUUCCAUAUCCGACGCGGAGACCGAUCGCAGGGGCCGCCCUGAACGUCCUCGUAUGGCCAGUCGAAAACCCAGCGCCUCAAUACUGGUGCCCCGGGACCAUCCCGAAAUUGAAAUUGAAGAGGAGGAGUUUCCGCCCGACGACGCGCGAGCCAUGAGUCCUCGCCGCAACUCUGCGGAUCUUGAACGACUGGGCAAAGAGGCCAGGCAGACUCUACAAGAACAAGCCAAGGCCCUCCAGUCGUCUCUCCAAGCUCUAGCAGAACGAAUCGAUGCAGUGAAAACAGAUCACGACAAACUCGAGAAUGAGAAUAGAUUCCUGCAGGACUAUAUCGGGGGACUGACACGGAAUAUGAAGAGCGAGAUGUCGAGAUCCAGUACUAAGGUCAAGAAGUCGCACAAAUAG